CGAUGAGACGAGUGACCGUACCGGACGGCACUCCGCGACUGCAGGAUCAGUCGAGCAGCAAGGUCCGGCACAACUAGUUCACUUCGUUAACUUCGGUUAAAACUAAUCAAAAUUAAUCAUAACCGCAACAAUUGAUCGCAAUUGGUUCAGAUUCCAUUACGCGGUGCGGCAAUCAUCCUCAUUUUUGCAUAAUUGCUUAAGUGAACACCCCUCCCGGGCAGUGCACCAAACCCCAAAAAUCGAAUCCACGUCGCUUUUCACUUUGACGUCGAGCCACUUGGAACCUUCACCUGUACGUGGUUGAGAGGUUUGACAACCACCAACUAGCCCACCUGGAUCCUCAUAUCAACUUCACCAUGGAGGGUGGACCGUUCGACGAUCCGAUCUUUUCUGACUUUGGUGGCAGGGGUGGUACUGGAGUUCAUAGUAUCCAAGUUAUGCUGGGACUCCAUGGUGGUCAUCAUGCUGGUGACCUUAUGCCACCCGGAGGUCAUCUUCAUAAGCUCGAUUCAUCGAACAGUCCUCCGCCUCAUCAUCAAGCUACACAUCAUCAUCUUCAGCAGCAACAGCAACAGCAGCAGAAGGAGCUCAAGGAACUUGAACUUGCCGGCAUGUACGCACCUCUUCCUCAGGCACAGGACGUCACCACGUCAACGUCCACACCAGCUACCCCAACCUCCACGACCCUUCAGCAGGGAUUGCAGAUCAGCAAUUCGUUGAAGAGGAAACCUGAUGAUCCUAUGAACGCUCUUGCUCCAGUGAGCAAUGAGACUCAGCCUGCCAAAAAGGAUUCGAAAAAGAAGACUGAUAAUAAUGGUAUCAAGAAAAAGAAAACCAGAACAACCUUCACCGCCUACCAACUAGACGAACUAGAGCGAGCCUUCGAGCGCGCUCCUUAUCCAGAUGUAUUUGCGAGGGAGGAGCUGGCCCAAAAGUUGGGUCUGUCGGAAUCUCGAGUGCAGGUCUGGUUUCAAAAUCGUCGUGCAAAAUGGCGCAAACGAGAGCCACCGCGCAAGACAGCUGGUUACAUGACGACAGGUUCAGCCAGUCCCAGUUUGACAGGAUCUUUCACGUCUCUGAACAACAGCCUGAACCCAUUUACAUCGCCAACGACGGCGGCGGCACCUCCCGACGCUUGGGCGUACUCAACACCCUACGACUUGGCGCCUCAUUUGAAUCUUCUGAGUCCAUCCAAUUCACCUUACUCGAACUCUUUCGGUGGUCCAAGUAACAAUGGUUCUGCGUAUUCAUACGCCACCAUGUUACCCCAGCACGACACUUCGCUCUUCUCAACGCCGUCUGGCAACACCAUGCGCGUUCACCAGGAUUACAUGAACGCGAAUAAUAGCCCACCGCCACCUUUGACCCGUGGUGACUAUCAAACAAUGGUUACCACUCACUCCCCGCCAACUCAUCUGGCUGGCUCCAUGUCGGAGGACGAACAUCAGCAGAAUAAACAGUUGGAUUACGUAAGCGGUCUAAGCCCGGCAGAAAAGUAUCAGCACGAUCAGGCUGAUUAUUCCCAGCAGCAGGACCAGAAGCAAGAGUACGGUAUGCAUUCGCCACCCGGACGUCAGGGUAUCAAGGAUCAAGUUCUGAUCAAGAGCGAACCGACAAGUCAGCAGAGUUACGUCCAGCUGCCUCCUUUUUUGAACUGACUCGAACCCUCGGGUUCGGGUCUAGAUUUUACAGUUGACGCUCUACGUGUUACGUACUCUUGACAGUACUUUUAUUCAGACGUUAUCAUCCCGUACGAUACUACUGAUCGAUAACUCGGUAAUUUUACAAAUUUAUCCUACCGGAGAAUUGAGCGUGAGUUUUUUCUUCUUCUCGAAGACGCGAAGCUCCUAUUGGAUAAAUUUCAUUUUUAAGCUAAUUUCGUUCGCCACGAAGUUCUUUACUGAAUUCUUAUUGUCGAUCUUAUUAUCGGUCAAAUGAUAUGUCGUCUGCCAGUGCCUUAUCAAAAGUGCAAGGAUCGGAGUUACCGGUUUUAUCGUGCCUCGCGAGAAAUUGAGCGUUGCAAUAAUAUUUCAUUCUCUCUUUACUCUUGUCUUAUAGUUUAUGCAUUUCGUUCUGUAAAUUAGUUAGCGUUACGCCAUUACAAGCUUAUGUUAGUGGGCAUUUCUCUUUUGACUCUCCAGCUGAUCUUAAUGAUGAAUAUUAAAGUAUGUUUUAAAUUUAUUCAUUACACUUUUUUUUGUACUUGCUUUUAGUUGUACAAUUACUAUUCAUUUAUGCUCAUAAUAGAUUGUAAUGAUUUGGUUUGGUAGAAAUAGUCGUUUUCUAUGCUGCUAUCAUUCCAAAAUGCUCGCUAUAGUCAUCUAUGCCAAAAAGUCUACUGAUAAGAAAUAAACUUAUGUGAAAUUCUAUUACUGUUAAUCAAUCCAUUCGAUAUGAUUCAAAAUCAUUCGUACACGGCGUCUCAACGUGCCUUAGCAGUAUAAUUAUGAAUCUUAAUAAAAGUUAUGUCCCAUUUUGUAUUGUAUACUCCUUUUUAAUAAAACUUAGAAGAGAUACAACGUGAA
Molecule: messenger RNA, 2525 nt
Organism: Cephus cinctus (wheat stem sawfly)
Lineage: Eukaryota; Metazoa; Arthropoda; Insecta; Hymenoptera; Cephidae
Gene: repo
Product: pituitary homeobox 1
Exons: 3
Coding region: 357-1658 (433 amino acids)
Biological process (GO): regulation of transcription by RNA polymerase II
Molecular function (GO): DNA-binding transcription factor activity, RNA polymerase II-specific; RNA polymerase II transcription regulatory region sequence-specific DNA binding
Source: RefSeq, a predicted model, not a curated record